Messenger RNA from Myodes glareolus (Bank vole), 643 nucleotides. The record is from RefSeq and is a predicted model, not a curated record. Lineage: Eukaryota; Metazoa; Chordata; Mammalia; Rodentia; Cricetidae.
GUUUGUCUUUGCCUCCGAAUGUGCUGUGCUUAAAGGCGUGCUCCCCCGCGCCCGGCCUCUCUUCUCAGUUUUUCCCUAAACAUCGUCGUAGAAAUCGUUUUGCAGAUGAGGCAGCUAAGGGUACAAGGUCGCAACCUAGUAAAUGGCAGCAACCUUUCUCUGCAAAGCGUACCGUGGGGGCCACCUAACCAUCCGCCUAGCCUUGGGUGGCUGCACCAACCGGCCCUUUUACCGCAUUGUGGCUGCUCACAACAAGUGUCCCAGGGAUGGCCGCUUCGUGGAGCAGUUGGGCUCCUUCGAUCCACUCCCCAACAGUAACGGAGAAAAACUGGUUGCUCUCAACCUGGACCGGAUCCGGCAUUGGAUUGGCUGUGGGGCUCACCUCUCUAAGCCCAUGGAGAAACUUCUGGGUCUUUCUGGCUUUUACCCCCUGCAUCCGAUGAUGAUCACAAAUGCUGAGAGACUUCGGAGGAAGAGAGCUCGAGAAGUCCUCUUAGCGUCCCAGAAAACAGAAUCGGAGCCUGGAGGAACAGAAGCAAGCUGACAUCAGUGCACACAGUUGUGGCUGCAAGGUCAAGGGGCCUUCACAACUCUUGCGUAGAGCUUUUUGUUGGUUUGAGGAUCAAUAAAUGGAGGUUUUCAA